UGUCAGCAGCGUCAAUCCCUGGGAGCCGGGAGUUUAAAACGGCAGCUCGGAGACAACGGAGAGGCAGGAGCAGACAAGAGGGAGCUUUUACUCCUUGAUCUUAGAACGGCUGCCUCUGUAGUCUUUUUUUAAAAUCUUUGAGAUUGUUUUGAGGUGAACUGCUUUGAACAUCCUGUCUCCCUCCAGCGGAUUUUAUUUUUCUCGAACUUGUAAGCCCCAUCCCUCCCCCGGGUCAUGUACCUACUGCCUGCGCUGCGCUGGGGCCGUGCGCUCCUCUCCUGCUUGGAGCUCCUGUGCAUCGCGGCGGCAAGGGACUCAGGUUCCCGCGGGCCCCCGCUGCUGCUCGAAGCCCAGGUUUGGGAGGACUCCCGUCCGGGCAGCCGAGUGGCUGGGUUCGAGCUGUGCGGACGGGGCUUGCGGGCAGCCGGGGCCGGGCUCCGCUGUGAGCUGUCCGGGGAAGCCCACUCGGAUUUCCGCCUGUCCCCUUCGCACGCCGCCUGCGGCUCCACGGUCCGGACAGCGGCUCCCCUGGACCGGGAGGUUCGCUCCACUUACCUGCUGAGGCUGAACUGCUCCUGGAGGAACGGGGUAAGCUCCGGCGCCCGCGGAGGGGUGCCGGCGGCUCUGGUUCGAGUGCGGGUCCGCGAUGUCAACGACAACAGACCGGUGUUCAGCCCGGGGCUCGCCCUGAGGCUGGAGGUGGACGAACUGACGGCCGUGGGCUCGGAGCUAGCCCGGGUCACCGCCACCGAUAACGAUGAAGGCAGCAACGCCGCAAUCGUCUACAGCCUGUCCCCGCCGGUCCCUCAGCUGUUUGUGGUGCCGGGCACUGGUCAGAUCCUGGUGGUAGACUCACUCCUGGGGGCACUGCCUCUCUGGCUGUCAGUGUACGCCCGGGAUAAGGGUGCGAACUCUCGGCUCAGCGAGCCCCUGACUGUACUGCUGCAGCAGGAGCUGGCUCCCGGGCUCAGGAGAGACACUCGCUCACCGUCACAGGAGAUGGUCCACUCGGUCACUGUGCCUGAGGGUGACAAGCUCGGCAAUGUCAUUUACACCAUCCCCGACUGGAAGUUCGAGAGGCGCUGGUUUGAAGUGAUCGCCCCGGACGAUGCCCCGGUCCAGAUCGAAAGGGACUCGGGCAGAGUUUAUUUAUCCAAGAGACUUCGCGGCACGGCGACGGUCCAGAUAACUGUCAAAGUGAGCAAUCAGAAAGGUGAAGACUGGUAUAUAUCCCAUUUGACAAUCAACGUGUUGAGGGAAUGUCUCCCAGAGUGGACUAUGCAGCCAUUCCCAUAUCUAACAGUGGUAUCUUCAGAUGCUCCUAAAGGUACACCUGUUUUCCAAAUUUCUGCACGGGGUGAUUCGGAUCACUCCACUGCUGGAAUGGAAUAUUUCUUAACAGAAGGUGGAGAAGAGAGAUUUGAAGUUGACAAGCAUUCAGGCAUCAUCAGGACAACUGGUUUAACUCUGCUCAGACACAAUGAAUAUGUUCUAACUGUGCUGGCUGUCAAUAAGCAGGGUAACAAAGGACCUCCUGCAACUAUUUUCGUUCUGGUUGGCUCCAGACCCCCACAGUUUACUAAUGUGUCCUACAGCAUCUUUGUUUCUGAGAAUACACCAGCAGGACAACCAUUGAUAAUUGUAGAAGCCAUUUCAUUCCAGAGGAAGCCUCUGUCAUAUUCAUUGCUGAUCAAUCCCAGCAGUCUGUUCCGUAUCAAUCAAGACAAUGGGGAACUGAGUCUGAUACACAGCAUUGAUUUUGAAAGUGAACACCACCUCUACCAUCUCCUGGUGCGGGUACUGGAAACUGGCACAGGGCUCAGCAGUGUCACCGAGGUAGUAAUUCAUAUCACUGAUGAAAAUGACUGUACACCUGAGUUCGUGCAAUCUAUCUACAGCCGUGACAACGUCCCUGAAAACAUUCCCAUUGGCACUUCUUUAUUGCAAGUGCUGGCACAGGAUUGUGACACAGGCCUCAAUGCAGAGAUUUCCUACUUCUCCCAGGGUGCAGAAUUUACCAUUACCCCUCAGGGAAUCAUCAGCCCAAAGCAACAAUUGGACUAUGAGCGACCCAACCACAUGUAUGAAUUUGUUGUUGCUGCUGUAGACAAAGGCCAUCUAGCUCGAACUGGAACUGCAUCAGUGAGGAUCAGGAUGACUAACAUCAAUGAUGAAGUCCCUGUAUUUUCGCAGAGCAUAUAUAAGACAUUCCUUUCUGAGGAUGCUGGACCUAACAGCUUAGUUGCUACAGUUCAUGCGAAGGAUCCUGAUGGUGACAGUGUUAUCUAUACAAUCACAGGUGGCAAUGAAGAUAACAAUUUUGAGCUUGACAAUCAGAAAGGUAUUAUCAAACUUCGUAGAAGCCCACUGCCAAAGCUUCAAGGACCCCAGUACGUUCUGAAUGUAACAGCAACAGAUGACAAUACCUCAGGAGGGUCCACAUCUCUCAGCAGCAUUGCUCAAGUCAUUGUGGGGAUUAAUGAUGUGAAUAACAAUAAACCUGUGUUUUCAGAGUGCAUUAAAUACAGUGAGGAUGCCUGUGUCUUGGAAAACCAGCCUCCUGGAACGUUUGUACUACAGGUCAGGGCCCAUGAUGCUGAUCUUGGUGUAAAUGGACAGGUGAAGUACGGACUCAUGAUUCGAGAUGGAGUUACUCCGGGAUUUCAUAUAAAUCCGGACACUGGAUCUAUUACCACAACGCAGAGCUUCGAUAGAGAGAAUCAACGAGAAUAUACUGUGUCAGUGACAGCGACGGACCAGGCUCAGGAGCCACUGAUUGGCAUUUGUCAGAUGAUCAUACUCAUAGCCGAUGAAAAUGAUAACGACCCAAAAUUUGAGAACAGUCGUUACCAAUACUACUUGCGUGAAGACACACCUGUUGGCACCAGCUUCCUGCGAGCAGCAGCUCAUGAUGAUGACCAUGGAACCAAUGCAGUCAUCACUUACUCGAUAUCCCGGCAGCAGCCAGAGUACUUCCAGAUCAGUCCCAGCACAGGGUGGAUUUAUGUCAACCACCCCAUUUCUCAGAUCGCUCAUAUCAGUCGUCAAAUAAUAGCAACUGACGGAGGCAAUCGAAGUAGCAGCGUAGAACUAACAGUUACUAUCACUAAUAUACAUAACCAGCCACCCCAGUGGGAGCAGGAAGAGUAUCAAAUAACAAUCCCAGAGAACACUACUCGUGACUUGAGGAUUGUGACUAUCAAGGCAACGUCUCCUCUUGGUGAUCCACGAGUUACAUACAACCUGGAAGAAGGCCAGGUUCCAGAAACAAAUAUGCCAAUCCGAUUCUACCUGAAACCCAAUCGUGCUGAUGGAUCUGCCUCAAUUUUAGUGGCAGAACCACUGGAUUUUGAGAUUACAAAAUUUUUCAUCCUUAGAGUCAGGGCUCAGAAUGUGGCUGCAGUUCCAUUAGCCUCCUUUACCACCAUCUUUGUCAACGUGACAGAUGUGAACGACAAUGUUCCUUUCUUUACCUCAUCCAUUUAUGAAGCCACGGUCCCUGAAGGUGCUGCAGUUGGUCUGUCUGUUGUGCAGGUUUCAGCAACUGAUCUGGAUUCAGGGCGCCAUGGCAAGAUCAAUUACGCUAUAGUGAAGGAUGUCAGUGGAGACUAUAAAUACUUCAGCAUUGAUUUUGAAACUGGACUAAUAUUCACACAAACAUCCUUUGACAGAGAGGUGAAAGGGUCCUACCUGAUAGAAGUUCAGUCUCAAGACAACUCUGAAUCUGCACGGCCUGGCAUGCAUGGGCAACCCAAUACAGAUACAGCGUAUGUGAGGAUUUUUGUCAGUGAUGUGAACGACAAUGCACCAGCCUUCCCACAGGAAACCUAUACAAUAAACGUAGAUGAGGAUAAGGACAUUGGCUUUGUUGUUAUCACUGUUUCUGCAAAUGAUGGAGAUGAAGGGGCAAAUGCUAAACUGAGAUAUCAGAUCACCUCAGGGAAUGUUAAAGGAAUGUUUGACGUGGAGCCAGAAGUUGGAACAAUCUUUAUAGCUCAACGGCUAAAUUAUGAACAAGAACAACAUUAUGAGCUGAGGCUUGUGGCUUCAGAUGGAAAGUGGGAAAACCAAACCUUAGUGAUUAUCAAUGUCAUCAACAAAAAUGAUGAGGCACCGAUUUUCACACAGAAUGAGUAUCACGACAAAAUUAUGGAAGAGCUUGUAGACCUUCCAGUUCUUGUCUUACAGGUUUCAGCUACUGAUCCAGACCAAGGGGCAGACCCGAGUGCCUUACGUUACUCCCUCCAUGGCCAGGGGGCUAACAGUGAAUUUACCAUUGAUGAGCUUAAUGGCAAAAUCUAUGCAAGAAAAAAAUUAGACCGCGAGGAACGAUCUAUCUGGCGCUUCCUGGUUCUUGCCACUGACGAAAAUGGUGAAGGACUCACUGGUUUUUCUGAUGUAAUUGUUGAGGUGCUCGAUGUAAAUGACAACCUGCCACUCUUUCUGUGUGCUUUUGACGGCUGCUUCAUCGGAUAUGUUUCAGAAAAUUCCCCAGCAGACACUUCUAUUAUGGAGAUGAUUGCGACAGAUUUAGAUGACCCCAAGACUGGGAAAAAUGCUGUUUUGACAUACAGAAUAAUCCAGAAUGUUCGAAAUGAAAUUAACCUCAACCUGUUCUCCAUCAACUCUUCCACCGGCACGGUAUACACUGUGUUGGGUUCUCUGGACAGAGAGAAAGUAAAUAAAUACCUAAUUGUGAUUGAAGCUCGAGAUGGAGGUGGAUUGACAGGGACAGGGACAGCCACCAUUUUGGUUACUGAUGUGAAUGAUCAUGCUCCAGUCUUCACACAAGAUCUCUUCAGAGCAAAGGUUUCUGAAAAUACUGAGAUCCACACCAAUAUUCUUGUUGUUUCUGCCUCUGACAUGGAUGAGGGAGAGAACGCCCUGAUGACCUUCAGUAUCAUGGAUGGCGAUGAAGAUCAUAAAUUUUUCAUUGAAACAAAUCAAGUCAAGAAAUUUGGCACAAUCAAAUUGAAGAAAAGACUGGAUUAUGAAAAGUCUCAUGAGAGGAGAUUCAAUUUAACUAUUAAAGCAGAAGACGUGGACUUUUACAGCUUAGCCACCUGUAUCAUUGAUGUGGAGGAUUACAAUGAUCAUACUCCAAUCUUCUUUCCACAGCUUUAUGAAGCUGAUCCACUGCUAGAAGAUGUCUUCAUCGGCACUAGAGUUGUCCAGGUAACGGCUGUCGAUUUGGAUUCUGCCCAGAAUGGAAAGUUUACCUACAACAUCACAAGAGAUUCAGAUCCACAUGGGCAGUUUUCUGUUGACAGCAACGGAUGGGUAACAAUAGCCAGAGCUCUGGAUCGUGAGUUAAUGCCACAGCAUCACCUUGUGGUGCUGGCCACUGACCUGGGAAGUCCAGCUCUAACUGGAAGUGCAGGUGUUGUUUUAACUGUGCUUGAUGUCAAUGACAACGGGCCAGAAUUUGAUGUCCUUUAUACACCGAUUGUCUGGGAAAACACAGCUGCACCCCAAGCAAUCCAAUUCAAUCAAACAUCAACAUUGAUGUACGCCAAAGACAAAGAUAGCCCAGUGAACGGAGCACCCUUCUCGUUCACUUUAUUAACUCAAGACAGCCAUUCUUCUGACUUCGCCUUGAAAGACUUUGGCAAUGGCAGCGCUGGCCUCACAGCACUCCGUAUGUUUGACAGAGAGGACCAAAAGAUCUUGUACCUGCCGCUGAUUAUUACUGACAGUGGAUUCCCACCCAUGAGCUCCACAAACACUUUAACCAUCACCAUUGGAGAUGUGAAUGAUCAUCCCCAUUCAGCUGGUUUUAUGGAAUUUCUGGUUUAUAAUUACAAUGGUUUACUUGGUGCCACUGAGCUGGGCAAGGUACAAGCGCCUGAUCUCGAUGACUGGGAUGAUAAAAGAUACAGAUUUGAAGGAACACCUCCAAAAAAUUUUGACCUCAAUGAAAAUUCUGGUUUCCUGAGUAUUAUUGAAGGCACACCCUCUGGAGUGUAUAACUUUCAGGUCAAAGUUGCAGAUGGCACCUGGCCAGAUGUAAUUUCAACAAUAAAAGUCGUUGUCAAAGAAUUGGAAGAAGAUGCCAUAUAUCAUGCUGGCUCGCUUAGACUGACUGAUACCACAGCAAAGGAGUUUAUCUCCCAGUCAGCUGCUGCAGAGAGCAAAUACACUAAACUAAGGAGAGUUUUAUCAGAAAUUCUGUCAGCACAGCUGGAUAACAUUCAUAUUUUCAGCGUCACGGAUGUGAAUGACCAAGUUAGAGAAGUAGAUAUUUGGUACGCGGCACAAGGGUCUCCAUUUUACAAGGCUGAGAAAAUGAACGGCAAUGUGGCAGCUUCUAAAACCAGGCUAGAGUUUAUUCUAAAUGUAAGUGUAUCCCAGAUUGCUGUGGACGCAUGUGUGAACGCAAACUGUGGCACCGCUCCCGGCUGUACAAGCAGCACCACCUUUAGCCCAAUUCCAACUCUGCUGAAUGCUGGAAACUUUUCCUUAGUUUCCAUAACAACAUCCACGACUGCUCAAUGUGUCUGUGAAGCUCGGGAAAAGAAGAGGUUGUCUUGUUCCUCAUAUCCAAUUAAUCCAUGUCUAAAUGGCGGCACUUGUGUUGAUACCGAUUUCGGCUUCAGGUGUGAAUGUAUUCCAAUGUUUGAUGGGCCAGAAUGUCAGCAGACAAAGUACACGUUUAAAAGUCAUGGUUACGCCUGGUUUCCUCCCAUCAAACCUUGUUUCAAGAGCCUAAUUUCACUCGAGUUCCUCACUGAAACUGCCAAUGGGCUUAUUCUCUAUGAUGGACCACUCUCUCAAGUGCAUUCUGGAGAGCUUGAAGACUUCAUUGCGUUAGAGCUUAGGAACGGAAUUCCUUCACUCAACAUUAGCCAUGGGUCAGGAUCUCUCCAUCUGCAGCUACCUUCAGGUAUCUUUGUUGCAGAUCGGCACUGGCACAGGCUGGAUGUAAUAAGUGAUGGAAAGAGAGUGAAAAUGAUCCUUGACCAUUGCGCUGGUGCUGCUGUGAAUGAGAAGGAAGGCAUUGGCAAAGGAUUGUCAGAAAUGGACCGUAAUGUCUGUGAAAUUUCAGGUGAAACUCCUGGAGAAGCAAGAUUUCUAAACAUUCUUCAACCCCUUCAGUUGGGUGGAAUCAAAGAGUCACUGUCAAACCGCAAUGACCAACUCAGUUUCCCUGGAUUCAUAGGGUGUAUAAGAAGUUUAAUUGUUGAUAGUAAGGUGUAUGACCUGGCCAAUCCUGCAGAAUUCCGAAACAGUGCCCCAGGCUGUGCAGUGACUGAUGGAGUUUGCCACAGCGCUGGGACAUUCUCUUGUGGCAUACAUGGCAAGUGUUUAGGAGAAUGGGGUUCUUUCAGUUGUGACUGCAAACCAGGCUACACCGGAUAUAAGUGCGACAAAGCUUUGCCUGAAUGGUCCUUUGAAAAGGACAGUCUGAUUCAGUACCAGCAGAAAGGAGCACUUAGCACGCGCAGAACACAAGUGCAGCUGAUGCUUCGUACCCGACAUCCUAACUGUUCACUCUUCAGCCUAGCAUCCAAGGACACCAGUGAAUACAUUACACUGGAGAUUAUUGGUGGAUAUUUUGGAAUCUGUGUCAAUCUUGGUGAUGGGGAACAUUCAUUAAAAUUGCAAACUAUGCGUGUUGACAACGGCCAGUGGUCCCUCCUAAACAUGGAUCGACAUGACAAUGAAUUUACGUUGCGCCUUAAUGAUGGAGGGGGGGUCCAUCAGGUGACAGCUUCUCUUGGCACCCACCGAGAAAUAAUCAUCAAUCCUGCAAGUCUGGUACUGGGCAAGAGCCUUCUGGAGCAUCCACCAAAUGAUUUCCAAGGCUGCAUGCGUGAUGUUCGAUUAAAUGGUCAUCUCUUACCAAUGGAUGGAACAAAUACAAUGUUAACUGCUACCCUAGAACGACAGAGUAUAACAGUUGGCUGCCACUCAGUUGCCUGUAGCAGCAGGCCCUGUUCUAUCCCUUUCUAUUGUGUGGAUUUAUGGAGAAAACAUGAGUGCAGGUGUCCAAUUGGUCAAGUGACAGUGAUUAGUAACGGAACAGGCCUUGAGCACUGUGCAAUGUCACCGUGUGGAGCAUGGACAUGUCGGAACGGGGGCACAUGCAUUGCUCAAACACUGGAUACGUUCAUCUGCCAUUGCAAAGAAGGUUACAAAGGACAGCAGUGUGAGAUAAGCAUGGUGACUUCAGGAAUUCCAACAGUGCUGAACAUCAACUUCAUCCUGGCUGUCAGCUCAUGCCUCCUCCUCUUACUAGUUCUGGUAAUUGGCUUCAGUAUAUGGGGCCUGUGUGGAAAAACCAAGUUCCAGAAAGGAGGAGUUUACCAUAUACCUGUUGAGCAUGAAAGCUGGGAAGAUGUACGGGAAAAUAUUCUGAAUUAUGAUGAGGAAGGUGGUGGAGAAGAAGACCAGGUAUGCAAGAAUGGCUAUGACAUCAGUGAGUUGAAGAAACCUCUGCGAGCAAGUCUCUCUCAAUCUUCAUCAAUAAUGACUGCUCCUUUGGUAAAGACCUCUCCUGAAUCACGAGAAGAGAAACCACUUAACCUGAAAACUCACUCAAACAUGAUCUUUUCUGAGACAAUUCAAUCCAAUACUCCAGACUUCAAAAACUAUGUGGCCCGGAUUAUUUGGGAUGCAGAUAAUGAUCUGAGAGCAAUUCCCGAGGACACGGUGCAUGUAUACUGCUUUGAAGGACGAGGCUCACUUGCAGGAAGCCUCAGCUCAAUGGACACCUCCAAUGUAGAUGAGGACUUGAAUUAUGACUACCUCAGAGACUGGGGCUCAAAGUUUGACAAAUUGAAAGAAUUUUGUUCCCAGAAACAGAGCAAUGGGGUAUAAUGGAAAAAGUGUUGUCUACAAUCACUGAGGUAUUUGAAAAUCCUACCCAAUCAUUGGAAAGAUCAUUUCAUGGUCUCCUUUGCAUAUUUUUGUUCAAAUAAUUAGAAAUAUUGAGGUCUGUAUAUAAGAGAUAAAGUGCAAGUUGUGCCUCUUCUCAAAUAGUCUAUGAAACAACAGUAUUCAUUGUGUUCUAAUCUGUUUGCAGCCAUUCAUCCUGGCAAUGAAGGAUUAUUUUGUUUCUGGAUACCGUACUUGUAUUAUUUUACAAGGGGCAUUCUGGUAGUUCCUGACAGUAAUAAUUAAACAAGAUGGCAUAUAAUGGCCAUGGAUUUUUAUCUUGCUGGCUCUAUUGGAGUAAAGGCUGUGGGAGACAGCAGCCAAAGAUCAUGCUCAGUCCUGCGUCAUCAAUGAUGAAUGUUCACAAGGCAACUGAUCUUCCAAAUGAUUUCUGACACGUAUUUUAUUCCUUUGAAAGGAAAGAAAUGUAAAAUGAUUGUUCCAGUAUUGGAAACUCAGAUGCCACUAAUUAUGUCAUUUAAAUUAUACCAAUCUUCCUGAUGAGCAUAAAUCCUAUUCCACAUCACGUUAGUAAGAGGAUGUUAUGUGAAAUGUGAAUAUCAUUUUUAGUGUUAACCACAACUCAUAAUCAAAUACUUUCUGAAAUUCACCAACUUCAAAUUGUGCUUUUAUACAUUUGAGACUGCUAUUCCUCAGAAAAUCAGUAUGAGCGCAAAUCAGUAAUGUCCUGUUUUGAAAAAUUAAGUUAUUUUUGUACUAUAUUUUCUUUGAGAUGACUAUGGUACUUUAAAUAUUCCUUUUAGGUGUAUUUAUUUUGUGCAUGUACGUUUUCUGUGUUGAACUGGAUUUUAUCGUAUUAUGAUUGUUUUGUUGCAACUGAUUAGUAAUGCAUGGUGCUCUGACAUACAAAACCAACCUGAAUAUUAGACUGUUACUGAGAUUUACUAAUGGGAAUGCAAAGCCUUACCAUGAUAAGUUUAAUUGUACUACGGCAUUGAAGGAAUAAUUCCACAGAUGUAAAAGCGGAUGCUGUAAUUCAUUUCUUAAAUGCAACAACUGGCCAAGUGAAUGACAGAGGAACCAUGGCAACAAAGAUAAUUUUUUAAAAGUAAUGAAUUAAGGAAAGGUUACUGCUGAAAGUGAAUUGGAACUAAUAUUUUGAGAACAAUGCAUGAUCCCUGAGUGUGACAGUAUAUUUUCAACUAAGGUUAGAAUAAACAAAAUUUAUAACUAUUUCCCUCUCUUUUCCUCUCAACUUCUGUGCAUUCCAUGUAUCAGGAACAGUAGACCCACUUCCUCCUCUCAGGCUUCUGCUAGUGUUACUCAGAACCCAUUCAUCACAAGAUUUCCAGCAUCUUCCAAUUGUCAUCACCUACUAUAUGGAGAUUGACCAGGUCUUAUCUGUUGCUUCCCUGUGACUGUAUUCGAGUGAGACAAAUGUCCUGUAAAUGUAUAGCUGCUUUCAGUCUUUCUGCAGCAAAUGUUUCAGAGGUACUCCAUCCAAAGUUAAAUAACUCUUAAAUCAAUACUAGCAUGAAAAAAUGAAAAUAAGUCAUCAUUCGUGUUUAAAAGAUUUUAAUAAAGUUUUAAUAAAUUUAGACAAUAAUUUAGUGAUUAUAUUAGUAGACUCAUAAUCCAGAGAGUGUUAAUUCAAAUUCUACGGUGGCAGUUUGAGAACUUGAAUACAGCUUACAAAGCUUGGAAUUGAAAAGCUGUUGUUGGCAAAAGUAACAAUAAAAUUGGCUGUAAGAUUGUAAGAAAUAGGAUCUGAGUAGGUGCUUUGGCCCAUCAAGCCUGCUCUGCCAUUUAACAAAUUCAGGUUGAUCUGACUGUGGCUUUAGGUUCACAUUCCUGUCACCACACCUACCAAAAUAUUUCUCUAACUCAGCCUUGAAUAUAUUCAACGACCCAGGCCCACUGCUCAAGAGAGAAGAGAAAUUCAAAGAUGAACAAUCCUUUGAAAGAAGAAGUUCCACCUCAACUCCAACUGAAACAGGAUUUACCAUAUUUUAAAACUGCAUCUUCUUGUUCCAGAUUCCCACGGUCUCUGCAUCUAGUCUGUCAUGUCAUCUUAAAAUAUUAGAUGUUACACUAGGUUCAUCUAUCAUUGUUCCAAAUUCCAAUAGUUAUAGGACAAAUCUGUCUAAUCUUUCCUCAGUGGACAACUCCUUCAUCCCAGGAACCAACCUCAUGAGCUUCCUCCAACAAAGGCACAUUCCUUCUUAAACAAGAAAAUCAAAACUCUACUUUGUGUCUGGUUUCACCAAUGCCCUGUUGAAGUGUCGCAAGACUUCCCUAUGUCUGACUUGUAAUAAAGGCAAACAUUCCAAUUGUCUUCCUGAUUAUUUAGUUUACUUACAGUAAUAUUUUCUGAUUCAUUUACAUGGACUACCACAUCCAUUUGUACUGUUGUAUUCUGCAGUCUCUUUGCAUUUGAAUAAUAUACCUCUUUUCUGUUCUAUUCUCUUCUAUGUGAGGUUAAUAAUUUCAACUUUUCCAUACUAUAUGGGGCGGCACGGUGGCUCAGUGGUUAGCACUGCAGCCUCACAGCACCAGGGACCCGGGUUCGAUUCCAGCCGCGGGUAACCGUCUGUGUGGAGUUUGCACAUUCUCCCUGUGUCUGUGUGGGUUUCCUCCGGCUGCUCCAGUUUCCUCCCACAGUCCAAAGAUGUGCAGGCUAGGUGGAU
Stegostoma tigrinum is the source of this 11525-nucleotide messenger RNA. Its product is annotated as neural-cadherin. Gene Ontology annotation, cellular component: plasma membrane; catenin complex; adherens junction. NCBI's taxonomy places the organism in Eukaryota, Metazoa, Chordata, Chondrichthyes, Orectolobiformes, Stegostomatidae. The record is from RefSeq and is a predicted model, not a curated record. Gene Ontology annotation, molecular function: cadherin binding; calcium ion binding. Gene Ontology annotation, biological process: cell morphogenesis; multicellular organism development; cell-cell junction assembly. The coding region runs from base 235 to 8820 and encodes 2861 amino acids. The transcript is spliced from 33 exons.